UGAAAGAGUCUGUGCAAGGCUGAGUUGGAGCUGAGGAGAUGAAGGAACAGCUACUCCAGGUGUGGUGCUCUGAGCAGGGCUGGAACAUGGCACGAGAGCCCUGUCCCGAUGUCCCUGGUCAGGGUUUUGAGGCACAACGUGAGGCACCGUGGCUGCCAGCUUGUCAAGAGGAGGAAGCGUGAAAUGUAGAGGUCAGGUGUAAGACAGAUGACACCGAAGUGCUGUCAGGACGGUUUCUUUGCAUGGCACAGAUGGGGCUGGUCAGACGGAGCUAAAGGUAAGGCAUUGCUUCCUUGGUACUUUGAGUGUUUACGUGUAAUCAAGAAAUCAAAUCACAUGAAGAGAACAGGACUGCAAACGCACCUGACAAAGGUAAACUAAAGCACCAACUCCUGGGAAAAACUGAGUCUGAUGCUUGCUUAAUGGCAUAUUUAAUGAUCUGGAGAGCUUUGUUAUACAAGUAACACUGCCCAGAACAACACACAGGAUUUUCAGAUUAAUUACCUUUGAGUGAAAAGAGGGAAUAAGUAUGUGCUUUUUCCAAGCAGAGCUCAUGCCAGCUGUGGCUCUGCCUCCUGAAUUCAUGGCCUAGGUAGCUGACUACAUGGCAAGCAGAGUCUUCUCUGCAAUAAACUAUUAUGAAUAAUAUUAUCAUGGCAGCAUUCUCACAAUAUUGGCUUCUCAGUAUCUGGUCUUACAUUGCAAAUAGCAGUGACUGGAAACAGACAGAUGCUGGUUGGUUUGUGUCAUGUGGAGGGCUCAAAGCAGUUUGGCAGAGAGAUGAAACUAUUUAGGGAUUAGGGAAGUCAAAUGUCUGAAAAGCCAAGGAGAUGAAGUCUGAAUCUAUGGUAUGCUGGGGAAAACAGAAGGUACAAGUGCCUGAGGAACUUGCAUCUGAUUCCAUUCAGGUGCAGUCACUUGCAUCUGAUCCCCAUCUGGCUGAUUUAACCCUUCUGUGCCUCUGUCUCCCCUGACAAACAGAGAAGUUUCACAGCAUGUCUUUCCUUUAGCAAGGGCUUGAAGAGGAAAGCGUUGCAUGUGAAGGUUGAUGCUGGUUGAUGCUAGCACUGCAGCCUCAGGCCACUUUGCAACAGAUUGCCUUCAUGGUGCUGGCUUUCCUUCCUAAUUGAGGAGACAGGGACCCUGUAGAAGGGACGCCCAUUCUGAGCGGGACCACAGCAAGGCUGCUCAGAGCUCUGGCUCCAGCAAGGACAGCCCCAAAGCUGACAGUGCUGGUCUGAGCAAAAGUGCUCUGGGGAACAAACACUGGUAGUGCAAAUGCACAUCUGUUGCAGUUUCCCAAGAUGACGGGGCUGAGGGUACCUGGAUAAGAGGCAGGAGGAUAUGAUCACCAGCCCAUGUGCCCAAGAAGACAGGCAGGCGUGUUCUGCCUGUGGCUGGAGUUCACAGGGGAGCUUUGCUCCAGGUCUUCCUUCUCUCCUCUGUGCCAGAUGUUCCUGUGGCUUCCCUUCCAGCUGUGCAGCUGUGCACCAUGUCCUACUCAAACCACUCCAGUCCCUUACCCUUCAUCCUAACAGGCAUCCCCGGGCUGGAGGCUGCUCAGUUCUGGAUCGCCUUCCCAUUCUGCAUCAUGUACAUCAUGGCAGUGCUGGGGAACUUCACAGUCCUCAUGGUGAUUAGGGCAGACUCCAGCCUCCAUCAGCCCUUGUUUUACUUUUUCUCCAUGCUGGCUGCCAUUGACCUGGUGCUCGUCACUUCCACCAUGCCCAAGCUCCUGAGCAUCUUCUGGUUCCAAACCCACGAGAUCAUCUUUGAGGGCUGUGUGGUUCAGAUGUUCUUCAUCCACGGCUUCUCUGCGGUGGAGUCAGGGAUCCUGCUUGCCAUGGCCUUCGACCGUUACUUGGCCAUCUGCAGGCCCCUGCACUACUCUGCCAUCCUGACCGGCCGCACCAUUGCCAAGCUGUGCCUGGCCGCUGCCGUGCGUGGCAUUGGGCUCAUGACCCCUCUGACGUGCAUGGUGAGCAGCCUGUCCUACUGUGGCACUCGUGUCAUUCCCCACUCCUACUGCGAGCACAUGUCAGUGGUGAAGCUGGCCUGCGGGGACACCCGGCCCAACAGCAUCUAUGGGAUGACAUCUGCCAUCUUCAUAGUGGGCUUGGACAUCACCCUCAUCACCGUCUCCUAUGCGCUGAUCCUGAGGGCGGUUUUAGGCCUCUCCUCCAGAGAGGCUCGCCUGAAGUCCUUCUUCACCUGUGGUUCCCACAUUGGAGUCAUUCUGCUCUUCUACGUGCCUGGGUUCUUCUCCUUCUGUGUUCAACGCUGGGGCCAGAGCAUCCCUGUACACCUCCACAUCCUGAUGGCUGACCUCUACCUGCUGGUGCCUCCCAUGCUCAACCCACUCAUCUAUGGGAUGAGGACCAAGGCGAUCCGGGAGCGGGUGCUGAGCCUGCUCCGGCAGAAGGAGAUCCAGCCUGUGUCCUGAUCCAAACCCAUUGCUAACACCACGUGGGAAGGAAUGGGGACCACACCAGAGGACAAUGGCAGUGCUGGGGGAGGGAAGGGAGGAUGCAAAUAAAAUCUUAAAAAGUGGUCUACUAGAAAAGCAGGGUGAUCUCUUCAUUGUCUCGGCCAAACCCUAAAAGCCAGAGGCACCAUGAAAAGUUUCACUGGUGAAACCGAUUAUCUUUAGGAAGUCAAUUCUACAUUCCUGUUCAGAACAGAAAGACAAAUGGUUUAUAAAUGUAUCCGAACCAUUGGUCCUCCCCUGUGUCACCUCGUGACUUCCCUCUUAAUGACAGUUCUUGAUAAAAGAUUGUUACCACUUUGGAAAUGAAAGGCUGUUAAUGGGUUCAUCUUUCCACGUGUACCUUUUCCACCUGAUCUGUAAUUCUCCAUUUAUUGAUGCUAGUCUUUAGCAACUGCCUGAUCCUGGUGCCUGGCUAUGUAGGGUGUGUGUGUUCACAGGUGUUGUGUGCAUAUGCACAUUUACACACACACUCAUCCAGAUAUCGGCCCUAAGCAAUAAGCCUUUUCCUCCCAGUCCUGUCUUAAACAUUUAUUGAAGCAUUUGCAGCAGUAACAAAAACUCAGCUCACUUGAGAACAGGGCCUAUAAGUCACACUGAAACCUUGUGGUGUUAUAUAAGGUUUUAUUCCUUUCUUUCCAAAACAGUAUCGGUUCUGAAAUGUUCUACAUUUUUUUUUUACCAAUAUUUUAAUGGGACUCCCUAUUUUUUGAUGUUCUGUCUCUUUCUAAAACAUUUAAGUAUCUGUAAUACCGUUACAGGGAUUUUGGAAAGUGCCAUUUUUCCAUAAGUCUUUGCCCCUGAAUUCCUGUGAGAUCCUAUACCCAUGCAUAUGACACUUUAGCAAACUAGCUCUCCCCUUUGGAGAUCUUGUAAUUCUGCUCAUCCUGUGCUGCCAUGAGGAUAAUUCAUCACUUCCUCACCCCUCAGGUGCUGCGCUGCCUUAGAAAGAGCAGGAAUUGUUUGCAAUGGGAUGUGCAGAGCAGCUGCAGAGUUCAGCUGAACAAGUCUCCUUCACUUAGUGCAGAUUCCCUGAGGUGAAGGGCCACAAACACAAGAAAGCAUCAGGGCUGCUGCAGGAGGGAGACCUGGCACUGAGGGUGAGGAGCAGGAGUAUGGAUUAAAGUAAGGAAGCAGAGAACAGGGCUGUGCUCCUCCUCCUCAGCAAACAUAUACCUGGUUUUAACUAUGGUGAAUACUCACUUCCUGACACCACAUAUGGACUUCCAGCACGUCUCUUCUUACUCUUUCAUCCCAUGGAAAUCGAGACACAGAAAUCCCUGGCAGGGACUUUGUAUUUCUCCUAGAAUGACAAUGAUAAGGGGCAAAUUCAGAAUUGUGAAGGAGCCUGAUGGGUGUGCUCAUGGUUUGUUAAGCCCAACAAGACAGAUCAGAAGUUCAACCCAUAAACCCUAAAGGUUCAGCAGCCUAGGCAGGGUCUCAGCAGGGCAUAUUUCAUAUUGGGGUCAGGGGAACCCCUGUGGGAUCCGUGCAAUAGCAUAACUCAUUUUUCAUGGACCUUCCAGGUAAAUGCCCCCUUCACAGCAGUUGGGAAACCAC
Molecule: messenger RNA, 4045 nt
Organism: Anas platyrhynchos (mallard)
Lineage: Eukaryota; Metazoa; Chordata; Aves; Anseriformes; Anatidae
Source: RefSeq, a predicted model, not a curated record